Microplitis mediator is the source of this 736-nucleotide messenger RNA. It is a transcript of the gene SmD3, whose product is annotated as small nuclear ribonucleoprotein Sm D3. Bases 176 to 604 code for a protein of 142 amino acids. The transcript has 2 exons. The record is from RefSeq and is a predicted model, not a curated record. Gene Ontology annotation, cellular component: U5 snRNP; U12-type spliceosomal complex; U1 snRNP. Gene Ontology annotation, molecular function: RNA binding. Gene Ontology annotation, biological process: spliceosomal snRNP assembly; RNA processing. Lineage: Eukaryota; Metazoa; Arthropoda; Insecta; Hymenoptera; Braconidae.
UACUGUAUGCCGACAGUUUUCGUAUACAUUCGUACACAUUCAGUUUGUGAUUUCAUACACAUUCAUUUUGUUUAAAAAUAAAAUAAUUUUUUACGAAUAAUUAUAAUUAUUAUUCGUAUAAGAUACAAAUACUUUGAUUAUAAUUCAAAUUUACAAAACACAAAACUAAAUAAAAAUGUCAAUUGGAGUACCAAUAAAAGUGCUUCAUGAAGCCGAGGGUCAUAUCAUAACCUGUGAAACAAAUACCGGCGAGGUUUAUCGUGGAAUAUUGAUUGAAGCUGAGGACAACAUGAAUUGUCAGAUGCAAAACAUUACUGUAACCUACAGAGAUGGUAGAGUAGCUCAAUUAGAAAAUGUAUACAUUCGCGGGUCCAAAAUAAGAUUUCUUAUACUGCCGGACAUGUUGAAAAAUGCGCCAAUGUUUAAAAGACCUGGUGGGAAAGGAUCAGGAACAGCAGGUCGUGGAAAGUCGGCGAUUCUCCGAGCUCAAGCAAGAGGCAGAGGUCGAGGACAAAACCAAAGGGGUCGAGGUACUGGUUCUGCACCGUGGCUCAAUCAACAAACUCAACCAGGUGGAUCUCAAGCUGGUAGAGGAAGGGGAUAAUCAAAUACUCUUUUACGUUCCACACUUAUUUAACACCUAUCAUGUCAUUGAUUUCUGCAAAAAUUUUUUUUAAUUCUCUAUAUAAUUACAUUGUAUCAGAAUUAUUAAUAAUAAUUAAUAAGUUUAAUAGUA